Aspergillus vadensis CBS 113365 is the source of this 2189-nucleotide messenger RNA. RefSeq names its product adenylate-forming enzyme AfeA. The record is from RefSeq and is a predicted model, not a curated record. The transcript is spliced from 2 exons. Gene Ontology annotation, biological process: secondary metabolic process. Lineage: Eukaryota; Fungi; Ascomycota; Eurotiomycetes; Eurotiales; Aspergillaceae. The coding region runs from base 437 to 1819 and encodes 460 amino acids. Gene Ontology annotation, molecular function: CoA-ligase activity.
CUGCUCGUGGUUCAGGCGCCAUCCCGAAAACGAGACCAAACGAUCUUACCUCGGAUAUACCUGCUAAUUGCCAUUCUGUUACUCCUGAGCCUGUCUCUGCUUCCAUUAUGAUGAACUUUCCAACUGUGCACAAGGACGUUUUGUCCUUUGCCUUUGAUCACUCGGUUGACUAUGACGAGAGCCAGCCACUCUAUAUUGAUGCAAGAAAUCCAUCGCGCAGUCUGAAUGCCAAUCAGUUACGUCAAUUAGUGCGGGCUCUGAUCGCAGGCCUCAGGCGGUAUAUUAAGCAAGGAGAGUGUGUGCUGGUUCAUCUGGGCAAUAGCGUAGGUAAAACACACAGGCAAGGCCUAGUUCCCAAUGACUGCAUCUGAUAAACAGUCUUUAGUAUGUUCACUCAGCUCUCUUCUUCGGCAUAAUAGGAGCCGGGGGCGUUUACAUGGGUGCCAGCCCCGAUAGCCCACCUCAUGAACUAGCCAAUGUUCUUGAGCUUGGGAGGCCAAGUUUAAUCAUUACGACAAAACAGAUGCUUCAUGCUGUUUUGAGUGUUGCAACCAGCAAAGGCCUCGGUCCGGAGCAAAUCUGCCUGUUCGAAGAAUUGACCAUCACUAGCUUUCUAGAGUCAAACCUCAGGUAUCGUCGUCAAGAUGCUGGAACCAUCACAUUAUACGACCUUCUCGCCUGCGGCGAAGAGGAUUGGAUCAAGUUCGAUGACGAAACCCUGGCCAAAACCACUCCAGCCGCUAUGUAUUGCACCAGCGGCACCAGUGGGCUUCCCAAAGCCGCCAUUAUCUCGCACCAGGCCGUUGUCUCCCAGCAUCUUAACAAGCACUAUGAGGUUCCAUACGCUAUCAGAAGACUGGUCAUUGUUCCAGUAUACCAUCGCUUCGGGGCACUCUGGCACGCAUUUCCCAUCCGUCAAGGAGAACCAGCGUACUUCCUGCAAAAGUUCGAACUGAAUCACUUCCUCGACGCUGUUCACAGCAACAGAAUAACAGACGUAUUUAUUGUACCAGCAAUAGUUCACCUCUCACUUCAGUCCUCUCGGCCCGUGGCAGAGCUCCUUUCGUCUCUGCGUAUGGUAGGCGUCUCAGGCGCGCCCAUCGACACGGGAUCAUUGCAAAAAUUUCAAGGACUGCUACACAAACAAGCUACUGCAGCGCAAAGCUGGGGCAUGACAGAGACCGGCCCGGUAUUUGUAUGCAGGUAUGGAGAGCGCGUCGAUAAAGGAAGUAUCGGAAAACUUGUCGGGAUAAACGAGGCAAGACUCAUCGACGACGAAGGUAUGAUGAUAACCAGUGACAACUGUCCCGGUGAGCUAUACGUACGAGGCACAGGUUUAUUUUCGAACUAUAAGGGACGAGAUGACGGAGUCGACGCAGAUGGAUGGUUUCGAACAGGGGACGUAGCCUACCGACAAAACGAAUACUACUACCUGUUUGACAGAGUCAAGGAAAUUAUCAAAGUACAAGGGAACCAAGUAGCUCCCGCCGAAAUAGAAGCCGUCCUCUCCAAGCACCCAGGAAUAUCCGAUGCCGCUGUCCUCGGGGUCCAGUCCAGUGACAAGAGCACCGAACUGCCCCGAGCAUUUGUGGUGAAAUCACCAGCCUUUAACGCCAAACUGACUGCAGAUGAGGUCUACCAAUUUGCGAAGUCCCAGUUAGCAGGCUACAAGGCUUUAGAUGGAGGCGUGGUGUUUGUCUCUGAUAUUCCUCGGACCGCGAGUGGGAAGAUCCUACGGGCAAAGUUGGCACAGAUGAAUGCUCGACGGGAGAAGAUCGCCCAGGUACUUUCUCGUCGUGUUAAUAAGGUGGUCACUUGAUUUGGGGGCCAGGUAAAUGUGGUGUUGGUCUUUGAAACAUAGCUACCAUGCACACGGUUACGCUUGCGACCCUGAUUGAUUUCUCAACCUGGCUGAUAUGAGUUGUCUGUCACUUACCUUAACAAAUUCGUAUAUCACGCAAUGCUGCUCAUGUCAGCGACUACCUACUACAACCGACGGAUCAUGCACUCAACGCGAGUAAUUCACAUCUAGACCAGGCCAGCAUUAAACCCACCCACCAAAAGGGCUCAACAGCUCUACGAAGACGACAACCAACUAACCUACAAUGAGUAUAAAACAAGUGACCAAAAAAAGUCUUCUUUCGUCUAUUCGGUAUAUGGGUAUCUAUGCAACCAAAAUCCAUCCAAAU